Molecule: messenger RNA, 897 nt
Organism: Monosiga brevicollis MX1
Lineage: Eukaryota; Choanoflagellata; Craspedida; Salpingoecidae
Exons: 2
Coding region: 1-897 (298 amino acids)
Source: RefSeq, a predicted model, not a curated record
AUGGAAUCCGGCGAGCUGGCCUCGGGCAGGCCUCUUGUGCAGCUCCUUACCAUGCAGCCCACGGAACUGGGUUUCGUUGAAGUGCAGGCGAUCAUUCACGACAGCAAUGGACAGCCCGUGACAUACUUUUCAUUCAGCUUCCUUGGCCAAGGCAACCAUUGCAAAGCAUACAAAGGCUACUUUGAUGGGGAGGAGGCCGCCUUCAAGAUUUUCAACGAAGAAGCCGCCGAGGACAUGGAAAAUGAGUGUGAUGUACUACAUCAGCUGCAGGCGGCUCAGGCUCGCUCCCGUGAUCAAACGACCCCCAGCUGCUGCAUUGUGACCUCUGUGGGCAAAAAGUUCGAGACGCGGCCCAAAGCAUGCGAACUACAGUUGCUUUUGGGUGUGCUCAAGGCUGCGCACAAAGCCGGCUUUGUUCAUCGUGACCCGCUUCCGCGAAACUAUUUACGAGUGCCAGGUGGAACAGUCUUGUUCAACGACUGGGGGUCAGCUGAAAAUAUUCGCAAGGGCAAUCCUGUCAUGCCUGUCGGCUGGCCAGCCGAGCAGGCAGAAGAAAUGAUUCCACAGACUGCCGUUGACUGCAGUGCUUGCAUUGUGUGUGGCCGCUUAUGCUCGAAUCAUCGGCAGCAACCCGUCGUGCCCCAAUUCCGGCACGACCUGGAAAUGUUUGCAAAGAGCAUCUUCCUGAAGUUGGUCUACAUAGCUUCAAAAGCAGAGCAGAGCUUUGGAAUAUGGAGCGAUCAUCCCGAUGCCUUAGCGUGGCAACCCGUCUUGGCUGCUGCGCGCGAGCUACCCGACUUCCAAGCCCAUCAACACGAUCCCGAAAUCUUUGUGGAAGGGUACGAGGCGAUCUACAAAAAGUUUGAGGAGACGCUCUUGCAGCACUACAAAUCGUGA